AUGAGGAAGUUGUUGAUAGACACCGAUUGCGGAGUGGAUGACGCGACAGCGAUUCUCCUCACUAUAAUGUCAAAGAAGGUUGAUUUAGUUGCGAUCACUUGUGUUGUUGGGAACACGACAUUAGACCAUGUUGUUAACAACGUCGGGAGAGUCUUAGAAACCGUAGGAAGAACAGACAUUCCGUUUUACGCGGGAGCUCAAACCAAUUUGCUUCACGUUCAUAUGGAGAGGUGGCUGGGACAUGGGGCUGACGGGUUUGGGAAUGCACAAGUCGCCGACGCACAAGUCAAGCCACGAAGUACUCGGCAUGCUGCGCUGGAGAUCAUUGAUAUAGUGAAUAAGUAUGGGAAAGACUUAGACAUCAUCACCAUAGGCCCGUUAACUAAUAUUGCAAUAGCACUAACAUUAGACCCCAAGUUACUGGACAAAAUUGGACACUUCCAAAUGAUGAUUGGGUCUGAGACAGGACGAGGGAAUAUAGUACCAAUGGGUGAAUUUAACUGUGCGUAUGAUGCUGAUGCUGCGAAGUUAGUGUUUUCUCUUGCAAAGAAUGCGACGAUUAGCUCGUGGGAUUUGACACUGAAGCAUCUCGUCGACUGGAAAGUCUUUGAUCGUGUGAGAAAGGCAAACAAAUGCGGCGAAUUGAUUGGGAAAGUCUAUCAAUUGACGGAAGACCGGUUCAGAACGACGGGGUUUUGUGAUCGUAAGGAAUAUAUAGGGUGGAACAUCCCCGAUCCCCUCUGUUUGAUGUGUUAUUUGUUCCCUGAAAUAGUCAAGAAGACUAUAACAGUCCAGACUGGUGUUUGUGUAGAUGGGAUGGGUCGAGGUGCGACUGUAGUUGAUUGGUUUGGGAAUUAUCAUAUAGGGAAUGAGCAGAUAUGGAUCACUGAGAUCGAUCACAAGAAGCUUGAGGAGUUGCUUGUGAAGGUAGUGGAAGACAAUCAAUGA
Entamoeba invadens IP1 is the source of this 948-nucleotide messenger RNA. Its product is annotated as inosine-uridine preferring nucleoside hydrolase, putative. Gene Ontology annotation, molecular function: hydrolase activity, hydrolyzing N-glycosyl compounds. The record is from RefSeq and is a predicted model, not a curated record. The transcript has a single exon. Bases 1 to 948 code for a protein of 315 amino acids. Lineage: Eukaryota; Evosea; Mastigamoebida; Endamoebidae.